UUAAGACCACUCCAAUGGACAGAGAACGACGACAAGACCGGCGUUAUUCGUCACAUGGAAAAACAGGACCGCGGGAACGACCUCAGCUUCAACAUCGAGGACACAAGGCGUACCGGUACGAUCGAAGCGGAUUCCUAGAACGACCUCAGCUUCAACAUCAAGGACACACGUCGUACAGGGCGGGGUACGAUCUUGGAAUAAACAUGCAAGCGUCCGAGAUGAUCAAAAAAACGCCUCUACUAGGAGAACGUCGAGACCGCCAUCCUCUCCAAGAACCGCGACUCGUAGAGGAUGUGCCGCGACCUACUACAACAGGAGAAAAUGGGAAUUUCGAUGUUCCUUCUGAUGAAGUAGAAGAUGCAGAGUUGAUGUUGAGGAUCAUUUAA
Molecule: messenger RNA, 386 nt
Organism: Amoebophrya sp. A25
Lineage: Eukaryota; Dinophyceae; Syndiniales; Amoebophryaceae
Source: the annotation of a GenBank genome assembly